This is a messenger RNA of Alternaria atra, 1911 nucleotides long. RefSeq lists its product as uncharacterized. The record is from RefSeq and is a predicted model, not a curated record. NCBI's taxonomy places the organism in Eukaryota, Fungi, Ascomycota, Dothideomycetes, Pleosporales, Pleosporaceae. The transcript has 4 exons. Bases 1 to 1911 code for a protein of 636 amino acids. Gene Ontology annotation, molecular function: damaged DNA binding; 5'-3' DNA exonuclease activity. Gene Ontology annotation, biological process: double-strand break repair via nonhomologous end joining; protection from non-homologous end joining at telomere; interstrand cross-link repair.
AUGUCUACUUUCAAAGGCAUUGUAGCAGAAUUUCACCAGAUCCGAAUAGAUUAUUUCCGUCAACAACCCGAGCACAAGGCGCCUCUGGCGUGCUUCUUGAGUCAUGUACACUCUGAUCAUUUGGCCGGCCUCGAGUCGUUACGCGCUCCGUUCGUGUACUGUUCAGCUGCGACUAAGGAGAUACUUUUGCGACUAGAAAAGUACCAUUAUCGCGUCAACUUCUCUAAAGGCAUCCUUGAGAGUCGCAAUGUCACUUACGACAGAAGCAUGCGCAGGUUGGCUAAAGCGAUUCCUCUUGACACACCAACCGUGAUUGAAUUAGCACCGGGAAACAGCAUCAGGGUCACUCUGGUUGACGCGAACCACUGCGUUGGCGCGGUCAUGUUCCUGAUCGAGGGCAAUGGCAAAGCAAUACUCUAUACCGGUGACUUCCGUGCGGAGGAAUGGUGGGUUAACUCAAUAGUCCAGAACCCAGUACUUUUACCAUAUUCACUCGGAAAUCGAAAUUUAGAUUGCAUGUAUCUGGACACAACUUUCGCUACGAAGAAGGAGCCUUAUCGUCAAUUCCCGAGUAAAGCACAAGGCCUACAAGAGCUGCUCGGCAAAGUGACUGAGUAUCCAGAUGAUACGAUCUUCCACUUCCAUUCUUGGACUUUUGGCUACGAGAACGUCUGGAUAGCGCUUUCCGCAUUUCUGCACUCUCGCAUCCAUCUUGACGAAUAUCGAGCGCGCAUAUACGGUUCUUUGUCCACGUUGGAUAAGCGACAACUGCGAGAAGCGGGGCUCGACGUCCCAGCAAGUAACAAGUUGCUCCAAGAAUCUGGACUGGAGAUCCGCGAGGCACCUGCUUUAUGCGGCUUCAAAAAUGGCAAUCACAUUCAGCCGGGUUGUCUGACAUCCCAGGAAGAUGUUCGCAUCCACAGCUGCGAGCGUGGUAUAGGCUGUUCAGUUUUGGACCGAGACAGGAACGCGAAGAUUGUACACAUUAUUCCGAUAGUCACGCGCGCCAAUGGGGUAGAAAUCGCUGAACUAGGCGCGGGAUUGCUUUCAAAGGCACUCGCACUACUCCACCAGACUCUUCUCACAAAUGGCAAGCUCGACCUUGGUAUGCAGCUGCAAAAGAAAGUUCAAGACACGCAAGACAACGUGUCUCUGACGACUCUCGUCUCUGUACUGUCGUCCAAUGCUUCGAAAGGCUCUGAAAUCGAAUUACCAUCUAACAGGACAAUUCGAUUUCCGUACAGUCGCCAUUCUUCAUACUCUGAGCUUCGCAGUUUUGUCAGGGCUCUCGGUCCCAGGGAUGUCUUUCCAUGCACCGUCGACGAUAUCCACUGGACACCCGACCUCAGCAUGCGAAACCUAUUCGGUGAUCUGUGCUCGGGUAAUAUCUUCCGCCAUGACGCCGUAAUGACGGAGAUGUUUGAAACCAGAGUGGCUUUCGAAGGCCGACAAAAGCGAAGCAGAGAAGAGAGCCCAACCGAUACUCAGAUGACUGAAGACAAAACGGUAGGCCCCAUCAUAACCCAGUGGGAUGAUGAGGGGCCUAUUACACCCCAUGCCUCGAAUGAUUCCGCUUCAGGUCCGCCAACUAACGUAGCAAGCGUCCAGGUCUCGAAGAUUAUACAUACACCAGAAACACCUUUGGAGCGCAGUCUUCGUCGUCAAGUGGCUGCUCAAGGUCCAGAAGAUCAGACUAUCUAUUUCCCUUCGGCAACCGAACAAAAGACCGCGGCUUCCAACCCUCCCUCCAGGAUAGAUGCACCGGCAUAUGCCUUCCACAAAAGGCAACGGAGGACAAAUCGACAACUUGCCUAUGACGCAGCGAUUGGAGACAACGGUCUUUCUUGGAGCGAUUAUGGCGGCUUAGUAUCAACUAGAAGCAAGGCCAUCCAAGACGAGCAAGAGCUCUAA